Molecule: messenger RNA, 234 nt
Organism: Laetiporus sulphureus 93-53
Lineage: Eukaryota; Fungi; Basidiomycota; Agaricomycetes; Polyporales; Laetiporaceae
Product: ubiquitin
Exons: 5
Coding region: 1-234 (77 amino acids)
Biological process (GO): modification-dependent protein catabolic process; protein neddylation; regulation of proteolysis
Cellular component (GO): nucleus; cytoplasm
Molecular function (GO): ubiquitin protein ligase binding; protein tag activity
Source: RefSeq, a predicted model, not a curated record
AUGAUGAUCAAGGUGAAGACGCUUACUGGCAAGGAGAUUGAGCUCGAUAUCGACCCCGAUGAUAAAAUCACGCGCAUCAAGGAGAAAGUCGAGGAGCAGUCUGGUGUUCCACCACCGCAGCAGCGUCUGAUUUUUGCUGGGAGACAACUGGUGGAUGAAAAGACAGCGAAGGAGGUUAACAUCACAGCGGGAACGGUCCUGCACCUGGUAUUAGCUCUUCGUGGUGGCUGUUAA